UUUGAAUGCACGGCGUUUUCAAGAUGGCUGAUUAUCGGGAUGCGCCCUUGGCGUCUCGUCCUAAAACCUUGGACCCUGCGGAGUAUUUUGCAGUUUCCCCGGCUAAAAGGAAGGCAGAGGAGGAGAGGGCAGCGAUUCGAGCCCAGCUGAAGAGACAGUUUCAACUGCAGCUGAACGAUCCGCGGAGGGUCACGACCAUUGAAGACCCGGCUCUGACCCGCUGGACCUAUGCCCGUGUCUCCAACGUUUACCCUACCUUCAGGCCCACUCCCAAGAACUCUUUACUGGGGGCUGUGUGUGGGAUAGCCCCUCUUUUGUUCUGGUACUUUGUCUUCAAAACAGACCGGGAUCGUAAGGAGAAGCUGAUCCAAGAGGGCACAAUUGAACGCCCCUUCCAGUUGUCAUCUUGAGACUCAUCCCACAAGCUGCCAUCGCAUGUUUCUGAAGGACUCCUUAUGUUUAAUAUCAGCUGAAUUGUAAAAUAAAUCUUAUUAUUGUGGAA
Messenger RNA from Polyodon spathula (Mississippi paddlefish), 502 nucleotides. RefSeq names its product NADH:ubiquinone oxidoreductase subunit B4 (gene ndufb4). Bases 6 to 410 code for a protein of 134 amino acids. The record is from RefSeq and is a predicted model, not a curated record. NCBI's taxonomy places the organism in Eukaryota, Metazoa, Chordata, Actinopteri, Acipenseriformes, Polyodontidae. The transcript is spliced from 3 exons. Gene Ontology annotation, cellular component: mitochondrion.